CAGAAAUGGAAAAUCUUCCCAAAAUAUGUGUAGAUACUACUGAUGCGUUUAUGACGACGGAAAGAUUUGGUACACGAGAAGAGGUUAUCAGAUGGAUUAAAAAGGUUGGAAUCGACAAUAAAGUAACUGUUAUUAUCAGUCGUUCAGAUACUGAAACGGGGAAGAGAGGGAGAAGUAACAAAAUAAUAUUUGGUUGUGAUAAAGUGCUUCCAAGAAAUGUGGAUGUCCAUUUAAAAUCAGGUCGACUCCGGCGAAAGAUGGAUCUGGUUGGAAGAUUGAUGUAAAAUGUGGGUUACAUAAUCAUGGUUUACCUGAUAGAUUAGAAGGUCAUUCGUUUAUUGGUAGGUUGACCACAGAUGAGAAGCAACAUGUCGCAGAUUUGGCAAAGAGACAUGUAGCACCUAGAAACAUUUUGCUUUCCUUGCAAGACAAGUUUCCUGAGAAUGUCACUCGGAUUACACAAGUAUACAAGCAUAAGAGUGUGAUAGAAAAAGAGAUAAGAGGUCCAAGGAGUGAGAUACAACAUUUGUUUAAGCUUAUUGAGGAUGCAUGAUAUGUGUAUUGGAGUAGAAAACAGGAUGACUCGGAAGUGGUGAAAGAGAUAUUUUGGGCACAUCCUGAUUCAGUUAAGUUGUUGAAUAUAUUUCCGAUUGUGUUAGUUAUGGAUAGCACCUACAAGACAAACAAAUAUAGACAACCUUUGUUUGAAAUUGUUGGCAUGACAUCGACUGAGUUGACUUUUGCUGUUGGAUUUGCGUAUAUGGAGUCUGAGCAAACAGAGAAUUUUUGCUGGGUACUGGAGAAAUUAAAAGAGUUGUUUGUGAAGAAAGACAUGUGUCCACAAGUGAUUUUGACAGAUAGAGAUCUUGCUUUGAUGAAAGCAAUUGAAGUUGUGUUUCCCAACUCGAUUAAUUUGCUAUGUAGAUUUCACAUUAACAAAAACGUUGGUGCCAAAUGCAAACAACAUGUGGUGAAUGACCUGCAAAAGACGAUAGACACAUUAUGGAUGGAAGUUGUCUGGGCUAGUGAUGAGGUUGAGUAUGGUCAGCGGUUGCAUCAACUUGAGCAAGCAUGUGUUGAUUAUAGUGGAUUUAUUAAUUAUGUGAAAGACACAUGGUUGACUCCACAUAGGCAUAGAUUUGUUGGAGCAUGGAUUAAUCGAGUCCUACAUUUGGGUAACACAACGACUAAUCGGUACGUCUUAUAAUUUUGUAUGUGUUAUUUUUAUAUCUGAUAUUAUUUUUAUGUUUUUUUAUGUGUUAUUUUGAAUAUCUGAUAUUUUUUAUAUCUGAUAUUUUUAGGGUUGAAUCUGCUCAUUGGAAGUUAAAGCAGAUGUUAGGAAACAGUAUAGGUGACAUGGUCAAAUGUUGGGAAGCCAUGAAUAACAACUUGAGGUUACAACUGGGAAACAUUAGAGCUUCAUUUCAAAAGAGUUUUUACGAAGUUGAGCACACGCACGUAAGUCCCUUUUAUGGUUAUUUGCGUGGUUCCGUAUCUCGAGCUGCUUUGAGACGUAUUGCUGAAGAGUUAUUGAGAGUUGAUUAUGUUGGAACUAACAGGCAAAUAUGUGGUUGUACUCUUAGAACAUCUUAUGGGUUACCUUGUGCUUGUGAGUUAGGAAGAUACAGAGUAGGUGGUAUACCGAUACCCAUUGAUGCUGUUCAUGUUCAUUGGAGGAAACUAACUAUGGAAGUUGAGUUAGAGAUAGGUGAAGAUGAUGGAUCAGAGGUGGAUAUGACGGCUGCAAUGGAUGAGUUGUGGAGACGAUUUAGGUCAUUAGAUGUUAUUGGGAAAAGGGCAUUAAGGAGUAGGGUAUGUGAACUAGCAUACCCAACAAUGACAACAUUGUGUCCACCACCUGAGAAAAUAAAAACCAAAGGAGGAGUGAAGAAGAAAGGGAAAAAACCAGCAGAUUAUGAUGUUUAUAGGGACCCUUCGUAUCAUGAGUAUGUUGAUAAGGCAUCUCAAUCUUCACAAAGGCAAUCUCAACCAUCACAGACUUCGAAGAAGAUCAAAUUAUCAAAGAAGCAACCACAAUUCAUUGUUCAAUUUCCUAAUCAUAUUAGGUCAUACAUUGAAGAUGUAGUUAAUGUUGAAUCAGAUGGUAAUUGUGGAUUUAGAGUCAUUGCAUCGUUGCAUGGAUAUGGUGAGGAUGGUUGGUCAAUGGUUCGCAGAGAGUUGGGGUUGGAAUUAAUAGACAAGGAUAGGUCAACUUUGUAUGACAAGUUAUUUUCUAAUCGGUUGUCAGCUAUGAGAGAAUCUUUGAUGAUAGAAUCGUUUGGUUCACAGCCACCUGAAAAAUGGAUGAGUCUACCAGAUAUGGGUUACUUGAUAGCGAAUCGUUAUAAUGUUGUACUUGUCUGUUUAGGCAAUCCGUGCAUCACUUUCUUUCCGAUGACAAGUUCACAUUCACCAAAUGUCUCUAUUUAUUGCAUUGGUUUUGUUAACCAGAAUCAUUGGGUUCAGGUUAACAUGAAAGAGGGGUUUCCAUUGCCACCGGUCACAUUAGAUUGGAAGAAAUUUCGUUCUCAUAUAGCAACUACUUGGAUGCUAGGAUUUGCAGGACGUAUGCAACAUUGGCAAUUACUUACACCUGUAUUAGCAUGAUUAUGUAAUCAAAACAUAAAUAUGUAAUCAAAACAUGAAAUCUAUAUUAUUAUGUCUAUUAUAUUCAAAGCUUAAUACAUAUAAUCAAUGUGAACGAGAAA
This is a messenger RNA of Lathyrus oleraceus (garden pea), 2708 nucleotides long. RefSeq lists its product as uncharacterized. The transcript is spliced from 2 exons. Bases 1255 to 2607 code for a protein of 450 amino acids. The record is from RefSeq and is a predicted model, not a curated record. NCBI's taxonomy places the organism in Eukaryota, Viridiplantae, Streptophyta, Magnoliopsida, Fabales, Fabaceae.